AUGCCUGGAGGCAUAGGGGGCCGACCACAGCCCCAGGUCGCUCAGGGCUCCUCUGGUACCCAGAAAGGAAGCAAACAGCGGCAGCACGUUUGCAUAGAAAAGGGGGCAGGGGAAGGCGAGGUUGUCGGUCGCUGUCCUAAGGGAGAAGCACUUCAGAAUCCUGGGAAUGGGGCGCUAAGCAUACUAGGCAGGAGGAAUAGCCUAGAAGUGAGGCGUAGCAGCGGCCCUGAGGAUCCUUUCCUUCAAACUUACCAGCACUACCACCAGCAAAACAGAGAGAGUUUUAAAUUGGAGUCUCCUUGUCCUAACCCCGACAGCCACCCCCUCACUUCGGCCUUCCCGCGCCUAAGGAAGGGGGAGGACACCCGGGCUCUGUCCCACCCUCCACGGGGCGCUCCCCUCCGCCUCGGAAGCUCAGAACGAGAGCGAGGGCUUUCCCCCCUUUCCCCUGGGGGUCUCCAACUUCCUCUAAACCUCGGUCGUUCUCCGAAAAGCCCGGAGGACAGGAAGUCACUAGGGCAUUCUGUUUGCCCUUUGGCCCUGAAACCCGGUUCGGCCUCCGAUGCUCCCCUCCCCCAUCUCACUCAAUCCUCUGGAGGCAAACAUCCAGCAGUCACGUGGAGAGCGCCGGAUCUUCGACUGGCCGCUGAGGCUUGGAAGAGAGCGCCGGGAAGUGGCGGCGGAUCAGGGGCUGAGGAGACGGUUGACGCCGGACCUGGCGGUCGACUGCGCAGCCAGAAGCAGCUUGUGAUUGGCACAGUUGAAGAAUCUAGAAUUUACAGACUAGGAGUAAACGCAGAUAUGUUGCAUAACUCUCAAUCAAAUGAUAUUCCUCAACGUCGUGACUCAAAUUACAGUAGCCCAAGUAACAAGCAUUCACUGGAAGAGGAUGAAAGCAGUAACUUUAUAACACAGAGCAGGGAUUUGCUGAGCCCAGUGUACUGCACACAAGAGUCAAGAGAGGAACCUUCAGGGCCAGAAGCUGGAGCAGAUCCCUCUGAUGGUCAGCAAGAUUCAGAAUGCCACAGAAACAAAGAAAAUACCUUAGGAAAAGAAGUAGUAUUAUUGAUGCAAGCCUUAAACACUCUUUCAACUCCAGAGGAGAAGCUGGCAGCACUGUGUAAGAAAUAUGCUGAUCUCCUGGAGGAGUUCAGGAACGUUCAGAAGCAAGUGAAGAUUCUGCGGAAGAAGCAAGCCCAGAUCGUGAAAGAGAAAGUUCAGUUGCAGAGUGAACACAGCAAGGCUAUCUUGGCAAGAAGCAAACUAGAGUCUCUUUGCAGGGAACUUCAACGUCACAAUAAGACAUUAAAGGAAGAAAAUAUGCAGCAGGCAAGAGAAGAAGAAGAAAGACGUAAAGAAGCAACUGCACAUUUCCAAUUUACUUUGAAUGAAAUCCAGGCACAACUAGAACAACAUGAUGUACACAACGCCAAACUCCACCAGGAAAAUAUUGAACUGGGAGAGAAACUGAAGAAGCUUAUUGAACAGUAUGCACUGAGGGAGGAGCAUAUUGAUAAAGUGUUCAAACACAAGGAACUGCAACAACAACUUGUGGAUGCCAAGCUUCAGCAAACAACACAGCUCAUAAAGGAAGCUGAUGACAAACAUCAAAGAGAAAGAGAGUUUCUAUUAAAAGAAGCAACAGAAUCGAGGCACAAGUUUGAAGAAAUGAAACAGCAAGAAGUACAGUUAAAACAGCAGAUGACAAAGAAAAUUAAAAAACUGGAAAAAGAAAUGAUAAUAUGGCGUACCAAAUGGGAAAAUAAUAAUAAAGUACUUCUGCAAAUGGCUGAAGAGAAAACUGUCCGUGAUAAAGAGUACAAAGCCUUUCAAAUAAAACUGGAACGAUUAGAGAAGCUGUGCAGAGCUCUUCAAAUGGAAAGAAAUGAGCUCAGUGAGAAGGUGGAAAUUCUGAAAGAGCAGGUCUCUGUAAAAGCAGCAGAUGUAGAUUCAGCAACACCUGUGAUACAGCCCUGCACUGCUCUUGAUUCUAAGAAAGAGCUGAACACCACCUCUAAAAGAGCUCCAGGAGGCAACCUGAAGGCUAAGCCCAAAGGAAUAAAUGAAACAAAAUGCAGCUUAAAAGAUCCUCUCCACAUGAUCUCUUCUGGGCAUUGAUUCAGUUGACUAAGAUGAAGUGUGAUCACUGUAAUGAGAGAUAUAUUUUGCAUAUAACUUUUCUAUAGUAGUUCCUCUUCCUUUUGUGAUGAAAAUUUUCUUACUUUUUCUACCAUAUCUGUAUUUUCUUAGCUGUUGGACUACAUGGUACAGGAGGCUGCUUAGCAGUCGGGCAUUGUUUUAAUGUAUACAUUUUUCCACAGCUGUAUUAUACACAUCUGCCUUAUUUUUCCUUCAUUGGACUGUAUGUGUUCAUUGCCUUGUCCUUUGAAUGUAUCGGUUCAUCUGCUCAUUGCCUUCUCCCUGCCUCUUGCAUAUAUUUAUCAGAAUUAAAUUGAGACUUGUCUGAUAAU
Molecule: messenger RNA, 2471 nt
Organism: Eubalaena glacialis (North Atlantic right whale)
Lineage: Eukaryota; Metazoa; Chordata; Mammalia; Artiodactyla; Balaenidae
Product: gamma-taxilin-like
Exons: 12
Coding region: 1-2118 (705 amino acids)
Biological process (GO): regulation of cell cycle
Molecular function (GO): syntaxin binding
Source: RefSeq, a predicted model, not a curated record